CAUGCCGGUUUUUUAAUAAACAUGUCGGAAAGUGGUUGUGCAUUGUGAACUUGUAAAAAUAAUCUAUUAUAUGUUACUUAUUUUUCAAUUUAAUACAAUCUUAGGUUAAACAUUUUGACACUUGUGUUGGUGAGGGUAAUGUACAAAUGGACGAAAUGUGGUAGAAGAGGAUUGAAGCUCUAACUACUUUUACGAAAACAGGCCAAAUCAACAUUUAGUUUUAGUAAGUUCGGAGCAUCUAACACGGAGUUUCAAUUAUUAUCAUAACACAAAUUGUACAUAUUCUGGAUGGGUUCCUUUGUCUUCUAUUGAUUGCGUUUUGGAAUACAUAUAGUUAUUAGGAUUGUCACAGUGGUUGGCCAAAAAAUUGUAAAUUAUCGGAUAACGCAAGCCCACAAGAUGGCCGACUGUUAUUCGUAAGAUAAUGUCUGGUGCGUCUGGUUCAUCAGGAAGUGGUACGGGACGUGGUAGAGGCAAUUCGAGCGGAGCAAUUGGGGAGAAUAAACCGGAAUCUAAGGAGAAUAAAACAAAUCCAAAAAUGUCGAAAGCACUUGGUACAUCUGCAAAAAGGAUUCAAAAGGAACUGGCUGAGAUAACUCUGGAUCCUCCACCAAAUUGCAGUGCUGGACCAAAAGGCGACAACCUGUACGAGUGGGUUUCUACAAUUCUUGGUCCACCUGGCUCAGUGUAUGAAGGUGGAGUCUUCUUUCUAGACAUUCAUUUUUCAGCAGAAUACCCUUUCAAACCCCCAAAGGUGACAUUCCGAACAAGGAUAUACCAUUGUAACAUCAACAGCCAGGGUGUGAUCUGUCUAGACAUCCUUAAAGACAACUGGUCACCGGCCUUGACUAUCUCAAAAGUUCUUCUGUCCAUAUGCUCGCUCUUGACUGAUUGUAAUCCAGCUGAUCCAUUAGUGGGUAGUAUUGCAACGCAGUACCUCCAAAACAGAGAAGAACACGAUCGUAUCGCGCGCCUCUGGACCAAGCGUUAUGCGACAUGAUUGCUCUACCAGUUACAUGGAAAAUUAUCAUACUCAAUACCACUCUGUUUUAACUCCAUCCUGUUCACGUUAAUAUAAGCUAACAUUAACCAUUUACUAGUAUGCAUGUUUUUCAAUAGUUUUGUCAAGACUUAUUUUCAUCCUGUAAGUAUUUGUUUUUAUAUAGAUAUUUCUAAAUAUUACGAAAGUCUAUAAUAUCUAAAAGUAACUAUUUACAUUUUGAAAAAUUGAAAAAAGUGCAUACUUUUAAAAUGGCUUCUCAAUAUUUAGUUGCAAUUAAUGUGAAUUUUUAACGCUUCGAAACGGUAUGACUAUUAUUUUAGGCGACGAGUUUUUUAGUUUUAAAUAUUAUCUUUUUUGUUGAUCCUAAUCGCUAGUCUUAUACGAAUAAAGCGAUAGGUUAUACGGAACAUAUAUCUACAUAGGCUUAAAAGUGAUUGGGUCAAUUUAUGCCACAAUUAUGUGUCGAUCUCAAACACUUGUACUAGUUAAGUAUUAUUCCCAAUUAUUUCAUGGGAAUUAAAAGCAUUCGACUAUUGCAGGGUGUACUGAUCGCUUUUGUAAUUGGUUGGUAUAGACACGUGAUUUGGAUGAUUAAUUAUAAGAUUAUUAAAUAACUACUCGACUGCCAAUUGUCUCCAGUUUAUAUCAAUCAAUCACUUUGUCGGUACAUAAUUAAACUAUUUAAUAGUUACUACUCAUAUGUCAAAGUACAUUGUUUCCAAAUAUUUGUCAAGUAUUUCAAGUUGUGGAUAUAUCCUUAAUUUGUUUUAACCAAUUAAUCGUUUUUAGUAUGCAAUCAUUACAUUUAUAGUGGCUGUGUCAGUGUGUGACAUAUAUUUUUUUUAAGUUUUCAUUAUUUAAAUUAUAAACAUUUGUAAUUUAAAGAGAAAAAAGUCACAGUAUUAAAAAUUGUCCCUACUAUGACUGUGCUUUGUUGUGAAAUUUAAAAUUGCUCUUAAUGACUAGCUUGUUUACGCUUGACAUUUUUUUAAUCCAAUAAAACAAGCCUCAGAUAAAAAAUGUCUAUAAUAAGUUUCUAAAUAAAAUAAUAAUCACAUUUUGUGAUGAACGGUAAACAAGAAAAAUCAUUUUUGAAUACAAUGUAUACAAAACCAAAACUGACUUCAUAAUUUGUUAAAUUUAGUCUGAUACAUAAGGUUUAUUUAUAAUGUAUUUUCUGAUACUUACAUUGAACAAAUUCUUUGAAAUAGGCUAGGAUAUAAAGAACAUCCUUAUAAUUGAUAUAGCAUUCAGAGAAAAUUUAUGAUACAGAAAGAGUUCAAAAAUAUUGCACUUUCUAUUAGUAAAGGUUAAAAAUUUGGUUCUAGUCGCCAUUUCUAAAAUCAAUAGUACUUAUGAAUACAAUUGCAAUCGAGUUUAUUUGAAAUCUGUAGUUCAAUAUUUAUGUAUAUAAAAUUAUAUUGUGAUUUAGUUAACUUCGUACCUAUUCGGUCCAUUAUAUAGAUAGUAAAUUUAAUAAAAUUUCUAAAUCGAUCGAAUUUCAAUUGUUUAUGCAUUAGGAGUGCAAUUAUUGUUCAGUUCUAUUAUGUAUCUUAUUAACAUCAUUGUGGCAUUUUUUUUAUGUACGUGAGUUAUUUUAUAUAUUUUAGACAUUCAUCAAGCGUAGUAUUUUAUUAUAUAAAACUUAUUUAUUCAAUGAAGAUCUAUAAAACAAUUUUUCCAUUGCAGUUUUUUUUUUAACUAUCAAAUAUUUCUAAAUUCAGCAGUGAUAUGUGAUGGCUAUCUUUUUUAUGAAAUCGACAUAUCAAAGUGAGUUGAAAUAACAGUUCGAAAUAUGUUCACAAUUGUAAUGGACUCCGUAUGUUUGAAUGUGUAACUAUUGCACUGGCGUGCCAAACCUUAACCAGGCAUUCUCUGCUUCCACUUCCGAUUAUAUAACGACUCGUCUAUCUAAAAUAUUCCGUUUAGUGUGUAAACAGUUAUUAGAAUGUAAGUUAUUUUAUUGUUUAGGUAAUGUAUGUCUUAACCCUAGUUUUAAAGUAUAAAAAAAAAACUUAGCCGUGUAAUUUUUAGCGAAGUGUAU
Nymphalis io (European peacock) is the source of this 3047-nucleotide messenger RNA. It is a transcript of the gene Ubc2, whose product is annotated as ubiquitin-conjugating enzyme E2-24 kDa. The coding region runs from base 425 to 1000 and encodes 191 amino acids. Gene Ontology annotation, cellular component: nucleus. NCBI's taxonomy places the organism in Eukaryota, Metazoa, Arthropoda, Insecta, Lepidoptera, Nymphalidae. The record is from RefSeq and is a predicted model, not a curated record. Gene Ontology annotation, molecular function: ubiquitin conjugating enzyme activity. The transcript is spliced from 6 exons. Gene Ontology annotation, biological process: protein polyubiquitination.